AGCAGUGAGAGUGUGUGAGUGUCGGGUAAAUAGGCGCUCGUGCUGUGAAGGGGGGAUGGGAUGGGGCCACUCAGAGCUCUCGUGCUCCACUAACUCAGCGCGCUCAUUAAUCCUAGUUUUCUCCUUUAUAUCGAUCCAGUUUUAAAUUUAAAUUCAAAUUCAUCUUUCCCGUUACCGCAUGUGUUACGUGGCAUCAGAAAAGCAAGAAGUAUCGGUCUGCGGGUGAAUUUUGGUGCAGAAAGCGUUUAAAAUGUAUCCCAUUGGAGCAGCUAGUGCUGCUGAGCUGUGUCAGGAACCUCAGUCUUCAGGGUCAGAUGUUUCUGCUCCCCUGUCUCCUCCAGCACAAGAGUAUGUCUUCAAACCACCUCAACGGCCAGACUUUGGCACAAUGGGUAGGACAAUCAAGCUUCAGGCCAACUUCUUUGAAAUGGAAAUACCCAAGUUGGAGGUGUACCAUUACGACAUAGAUAUAAAGCCUGAGAAAUGCCCACGGAGAGUUAACCGUGAAAUUGUUGAGCACAUGGUCCAGCACUUUAAGACACAGAUCUUUGGAGAUCGAAAGCCUGUGUAUGAUGGAAGGAAGAAUCUCUACACUGCCAUGCCUUUACCCAUUGGAAGAGAGAAAGUGGAGCUAGAGGUCACAAUUCCAGGCGAGGGAAAAGACAGGAGUUUUAAAGUAGCUAUCAAAUGGGUGUCCUGUGUGAGUCUGCAAGCUCUACAUGAAGCACUGACUGGACGGCUACCAAACAUUCCUUUUGAGACCAUUCAGGCUCUGGACGUUGUCAUGAGACAUUUGCCCUCUAUGAGGUACACCCCAGUCGGACGUUCAUUCUUCACUCCCUCUGAGGGCUGCUCCAACCCCCUCGGUGGAGGAAGAGAAGUUUGGUUUGGCUUCCAUCAGUCUGUUCGACCAUCCCUUUGGAAGAUGAUGCUCAACAUUGAUGUGUCUGCCACUGCAUUCUACAAAGCUCAACCUGUGAUUGAGUUCAUGUGUGAGGUUUUGGAUUUUAAAAGCAUCGAAGAGCAACAGAAGCCCUUAACGGAUUCCCAGAGAGUGAAGUUUACCAAGGAAAUCAAAGGACUGAAGGUUGAAAUCACUCACUGUGGACAGAUGAAGAGAAAAUACAGGGUGUGUAAUGUGACUAGGAGACCAGCCAGCCAUCAAACGUUUCCCUUGCAGCAAGAGAAUGGCCAGACCAUUGAAUGCACUGUUGCCCAGUACUUCAAGGAUAAGUACAAACUGGUGCUGCGAUAUCCACAUCUCCCAUGUUUACAAGUUGGUCAGGAGCAAAAACACACCUACCUUCCAUUGGAGGUCUGUAACAUAGUAGCCGGACAGAGAUGCAUCAAGAAACUGACAGACAAUCAGACCUCCACUAUGAUACGUGCCACAGCCAGGUCUGCGCCUGACCGCCAGGAUGAGAUCAGCAAACUGAUGAGAAGUGCCAACUUCAACACUGAUCCUUAUGUGCGUGAGUUUGGAGUUAUGGUAAGAGACGAGAUGACUGAGGUCAAUGGUCGGGUCCUUCAGGCACCUUCAAUUCUCUAUGGUGGAAGGGUAGGAACCUGUCCUGAUCAACUUGACAUUUGUCUUGCUGACCUUGUGGCUGAAUCCCAAUCUGGAUGUUGUCUUCCUAAUUUUGUCGUGUCUCUCUGGCUUUUUCAGAACAAAGCAAUAGCAACCCCAGUCCAGGGUGUGUGGGACAUGAGGAACAAGCAGUUCCACACAGGGAUUGAGAUCAAAGUGUGGGCUAUUGCCUGCUUUGCCCCGCAGAGGCAGUGUACAGAACUACUUCUGAAAGCAUUUACUGACCAGCUCCGUAAGAUAUCGCGCGAUGCUGGGAUGCCCAUUCAGGGCCAGCCGUGCUUUUGCAAAUAUGCCCAGGGAGCAGAUAGUGUGGAGCCCAUGUUCAAACACCUCAAGUACACAUACCAAGGCUUACAGUUGGUGGUGGUCAUCCUACCUGGGAAGACUCCAGUUUAUGCUGAGGUGAAGCGUGUUGGAGACACUGUUCUUGGCAUGCCCACGCAGUGUGUCCAGGUGAAGAAUGUACAGAAAACCACACCUCAGACCCUUUCCAACCUCUGCCUCAAGAUUAAUGUCAAACUGGGUGGAGUCAACAACAUUCUUCUUCCACAGGGCAGGCCCUUGGUGUUUCAGCAACCAGUCAUCUUUCUGGGUGCAGAUGUGACUCAUCCACCAGCUGGAGAUGGCAAGAAACCCUCAAUUGCUGCUGUUGUUGGAAGUAUGGAUGCCCACCCAAGCCGAUACUGUGCCACGGUGCGGGUGCAGCAGCACCGUCAGGACAUCAUUCAGGAUCUAGCCACCAUGGUGAGAGAGCUGCUGAUCCAAUUCUACAAAUCCACACGCUUUAAACCAACGCGCAUCAUCUAUUACAGAGACGGCAUCUCAGAGGGCCAGUUCAACCAGGUUCUACAGCAUGAACUGCUGGCUAUUCGUGAAGCCUGCAUUAAGCUGGAGAAAGAUUAUCAACCAGGCAUCACCUUCGUAGUAGUGCAGAAGAGACAUCACACCAGGCUCUUCUGCAUGGACAGGAAUGAGCGGGUUGGAAAGAGCGGCAACAUCCCUGCUGGCACCACAGUUGACACCAAAAUUACUCAUCCGUCUGAGUUUGACUUUUAUCUUUGCAGUCAUGCCGGAAUUCAGGGAACCAGCAGGCCAUCCCACUAUCACGUGCUGUGGGACGACAACCAUUUCACCUCUGAUGAGCUGCAGGUCCUCACCUACCAGCUGUGCCACACCUACGUGCGCUGCACCCGCUCUGUCUCCAUUCCUGCACCAGCCUACUAUGCCCACCUGGUGGCGUUUCGUGCUCGCUACCACUUGGUUGACAAAGAACAUGACAGUGCUGAAGGCAGUCACACGUCAGGUCAGAGUAACGGCAGAGACCAGCAAGCCCUGGCCAAAGCUGUGCAGAUCCACCAGGACACACUGCGCACCAUGUACUUCGCCUGAACAUAGCCAGAAACAAGCCCUACAUCCUGAAAACAGCACGGUGUGUGUGUGUCUGUGUGUAUUUUUAUGUGUUUGCCUCAAUUGUAUAAAUGAGAACUUUCAAAUGGGGAAAAAA
Sinocyclocheilus grahami is the source of this 3092-nucleotide messenger RNA. RefSeq names its product argonaute RISC catalytic component 2 (gene ago2). The coding region runs from base 251 to 2977 and encodes 908 amino acids. The transcript is spliced from 19 exons. Gene Ontology annotation, molecular function: endoribonuclease activity, cleaving siRNA-paired mRNA; protein binding; RNA binding. Gene Ontology annotation, cellular component: RISC complex. Lineage: Eukaryota; Metazoa; Chordata; Actinopteri; Cypriniformes; Cyprinidae. Gene Ontology annotation, biological process: regulatory ncRNA-mediated gene silencing; regulation of DNA-templated transcription. The record is from RefSeq and is a predicted model, not a curated record.